This is a messenger RNA of Dioscorea cayenensis subsp. rotundata (Guinea yam), 1110 nucleotides long. RefSeq names its product electron transfer flavoprotein subunit beta, mitochondrial. Gene Ontology annotation, cellular component: cytosol. Gene Ontology annotation, molecular function: electron transfer activity. The transcript is spliced from 5 exons. The coding region runs from base 12 to 773 and encodes 253 amino acids. Lineage: Eukaryota; Viridiplantae; Streptophyta; Magnoliopsida; Dioscoreales; Dioscoreaceae. The record is from RefSeq and is a predicted model, not a curated record.
UGGAGGAGAAGAUGAAGAUCAUGGUGGCAGUGAAGCGCGUCAUCGAUUAUGCCGUGAAGAUCCGAGUGAAAUCCGAUAAGAGUGGAGUGGAGAUGAGCAAUGUCAAGAUGUCGAUGAAUCCGUUCUGUGAGAUUGCGGUGGAGGAGGCUCUGCGGAUCCGUGAAGCUGGUGCUGCGUCCGAGGUCGUCGCCGUGUCCGUUGGACCUGCACAGUGUGCUGAUACUCUCCGCACGGCUCUCGCCAUGGGUGCUGACCGUGCUAUUCAUGUUGACUCCGGUUCGCUUGGCCUGGUUCUCCCACUCUCUGUUGCCAAAAUUCUCAAAGCACUUGCUGAGAUUGAACGCCCUGGACUUAUGAUCCUCGGCAAGCAGGCAAUAGAUGAUGAUUGCAAUCAAACUGGGCAGAUGGUUGCAGGAUUGCUUAAUUGGCCACAAGGAACUUUUGCCUCAAAGGUUCUGUUGGACAAGGAAAAGCAAGUAGCAACAGUUGAAAGAGAGGUGGAUGGCGGACUUGAGACUCUCUCUUUAGAUUUACCUGCAGUAAUCACCACGGAUCUACGUUUGAAUCAGCCAAGAUAUGCUACACUUCCAAACAUAAUGAAAGCAAAAUCAAAGGUCAUUAAGAAGGUCACUCUUGAAGAACUGAAUGUGGAGAUCAAGUCUGAUUUGGAGGUUGUUCAAGUGACCGAGCCCCCUAAAAGGAAAGCUGGGGUCAUCAUCUCAUCGGUCGACGAGCUCAUUGACAAGUUGAAGAACGAAGCCCGGGUAUUAUGAACUUUUUUUCACUGCCCAAUCUGAUCAUUUCUCAGAUAUCACACACAAGCUGCAUAACUACAACCUGCUGAAAUCUUUUGUCUCUGAUAUCAAUAAUUCAAUGGCCAAGAAUUUGCAACAGAGGGGGCAGCCCAGCUAAAAUCAGUAUGUCCAUCGUAGCACACCUCUCCAUAUGUAUGAUUAGUACCUGAUGCAUUCAUGAAACUCUUGACGACAUUUGUUUCUUCACAAAUGAUUUACCCAUGCUUGGUCAACAAUUUUUGUCAAAUAGCAUGAUAUCUUCUUGGAAAACGUUGAAACAAUUAUUUAAAUGAAUGGCUGUGCUUUCUUGUUAUUA